GAGCCGGAGCGGGAGCCGGCGCGGAGCGGGACGCCGCGUCCCGAGCGGCCGGCGGCCGGAGCUCACCCCCGCCCCUCCCUCCUCUCCUCCGGCGGCGGCGGCGGCGGCGGGCGGAGUGAGCUGCGGAGCCUGGAAUAUGGUCGGGGAAAUGGAAACGAAGGAGAAGCCGAAGCCCACCCCAGAUUACUUGAUGCAGCUGAUGAACGACAAGAAGCUCAUGAGCAGCCUGCCCAACUUCUGCGGGAUCUUCAACCACCUCGAGCGGCUGCUGGACGAAGAAAUUAGCAGAGUACGGAAAGACAUGUACAAUGACACAUUAAAUGGCAGUACAGAAAAAAGGAGUGCAGAAUUGCCUGAUGCUGUGGGACCUAUUGUUCAGUUACAAGAGAAACUUUAUGUGCCUGUAAAAGAAUACCCAGAUUUUAAUUUUGUUGGGAGAAUCCUUGGACCUAGAGGACUUACAGCUAAACAACUUGAAGCAGAAACAGGAUGUAAAAUAAUGGUCCGAGGCAAAGGCUCAAUGAGGGAUAAAAAGAAGGAGGAGCAAAAUAGAGGCAAGCCCAAUUGGGAGCAUCUAAAUGAAGAUUUACAUGUACUAAUCACUGUGGAAGAUGCUCAGAACAGAGCAGAAAUCAAGCUGAAGAGGGCAGUUGAAGAAGUGAAGAAGUUACUGGUACCUGCAGCUGAAGGAGAAGACAGCCUGAAGAAGAUGCAGCUGAUGGAGCUUGCAAUUCUGAAUGGUACCUACAGAGACGCCAACAUUAAAUCACCAGCCCUUGCCUUUUCUCUUGCAGCAACUGCCCAGGCUGCUCCAAGGAUCAUCACUGGGCCUGCGCCUGUCCUCCCACCAGCUGCUCUGCGUACACCUACGCCAGCUGGCCCUACCAUAAUGCCUUUGAUCAGACAAAUACAGACCGCUGUCAUGCCAAACGGAACUCCUCACCCAACUGCUGCAAUAGUCCCUCCAGGGCCUGAAGCUGGGUUAAUCUACACACCCUAUGAAUACCCCUACACGUUGGCACCAGCUACAUCAAUCCUUGAGUACCCUAUUGAACCCAGUGGUGUGUUAGGUGCGGUGGCUACUAAAGUUCGAAGGCACGAUAUGCGUGUCCAUCCUUACCAAAGGAUUGUGACCGCAGACCGAGCCGCCACCGGCAACUAACCUAUGACCUUCUGACCUCUGAACUCUUCACCCAAUGAUGACCUGACCAUGCCUGCCUGCUGAUCAGUUAACUGGUAAUCGCCUUUGCUUGCCUGUCGUCAGUGCAGCGAGCUGAGGCACUUGUCCGUUCGUCUUACCAUCUAACCAAACAAAAGACAAAGAAAUUGUCCUCCAACUCAGCUUUUCCCCCCCUGUUUGGGUGAAAGUGGUUCUAGAACCUGCACUGAAUAGUAGUAAAGCAAUAAGGCCCGAUUCAUCCCACAGCACUGAUCAUCUUUCAAUGCCCCACCCCAAGCGAACGGUAAGAAGGCCUCUCUUAAGAAAGGGAGACAGAUGGCCCUAACUACUCAAUGACAGAGGCAGUUACUGUGAGAGACUUGUAGGAAUCUUUUUCUUCUCAUAGCGAAGUCAAAGCUCUCUCUGAAUGUACUGUGUGACAAUGCAUCAUGCAUGAACCUUCGGUCAGGGAUGUCAUUGGUGAAGUGACUUCAAAAGUAUUCAAAAUUUGACAUGCUGUUUGUUUAGUCACUACAGUGCCCUCAAAGGGCAGAAAUUGCAGCCUUUUUUAUAUUGCCUGCCAAAAUUUGAAGUAUUAGAACAAAGUGUGCCAUGAGAGAAAACUUACCAAGGAGUUUUGAAAAGUAAUGCAAAGAACAAAACUGCGACACUAUUUUUAAAAAGUUGAGUAUCUGAGUUAAAAUUUCCAAAUCUUUAUUUUACACCACCUUAAAAAUUGUACGAGAACAAGGUACAUGCAUUAUGUGUCACAUUACUGGGCAAACUGUUCAAAUAUUUUUUUUAAAACCUCCCUGUAUAGAGAAUAUCAUUAAGGAUGUAAAAGCCAUGCUUGCCUAUUUGCUGUAUACAUGUAAUGAAAUUGUAGAUAAAGUGUAGUGCAUUGAAACAAAUGAACAAAAAGUAGAUACUUUUACUAUACAAGGGUGCUGGUGCAGAAAAAAAUAUAUAUAUUUUUGGAAAUGUAGCAUUUUAUACUUUCAAGUGUUAUAAAAAAAAAGAAAAAGAACAAAGAAACCCUUUAUUUCGUUAAAUGAUUUUUUCUGGUGGUUGUCAAGAAACAAAAGACCAAAAGAGCCUUUUUGUCUUUCUUUUUUAUUUUUUAAGUAUUGGAAUAAGUCUAAAGAAAAAGAAAGUGCCUUAUUUUCCUUCAUGCUCAUUUAGUCAAGUGUCCUGUAAGAUCAGCUCCUCCCUCAGAAUAAAAGUUAAUGCAUGUUCCUCAGUCGCCCAGUAUGUGAAAGGAGAUAUGAGGGGAGACAAAUGAGUUGAUGGUCUAAAUUAUAUGAUUUGUGUCAUGUUAUCUUGAUGCCAAUUUGCCAAAUCUGAUACUGUGAAAAAAAAAUUUGAUAGCUUUUCUAAUGUCUGACUAGUAAAUUUUAAAAUGUCAUUCUUUUACAAAUCAUAAUUGAGUACUUUCGGUUAUUGCUGUCUUCAGUGUUUGCCCAAAGGAUUCUGAGGUUUUAAAAAAAAAUUAUGUGAGAUCUGAACAUCAGUUUACAGACAAAAUUAAAUUAGAGCUUUAUUUUAUUUGGAGAAGAGGGAUAUAAUGGAUUUUUUUUCUUAUUAAUUGGAAAUUAGUAAUGCCUAACAAACUUUUUCACAAAAAAUGAAUCUUCGAAAUUGUUUAUUGUGGAAAAAGUGUUAAGUAGCCACAAUUUAGUAAGUGGUGUGGAAAGCUAACAUCACAGUGCAUACAAACGCUCAGCUACAUUCCUUUUCAUCUUCAGUUUCUCUCAUGAAGUUCAAACAGUUUUGUAGUUGAAGCAGUUUGUAUGCAAAGCCUACAUCUAAACACUUGAGUUAAUAAGUCAUUAACCGCUCAGUACCAGACAUGGCAAAUCUCAAGUGAUGGUGGACUCCUGGCUCAUCAACUCAUGCCUCUUCCAUACCCUCCUGGCUUCACAGUCAAGGUCAGCAGGAAAGCUCAUUGCUCACCUUCAUGGUGACCUCUCCAUUAUUCUGUCUCAACUUGGAACCAUUUUCAGUUUAUUUACUAUGCAAUAGACAGUCCUUGUGUUGUACUCAGCUUUGGUUUAAUGUACCACUGCUUUGUCUUUCUGUUAGACAUGUGGUGGUUUUGAUUUAUUUACUAUAUAUGCUGUGCCAUUUUGAUUUUUAUUUUGUUUGGUUGGUUGAAUAAAUUUGCGACACUCAGAACACUUGAGGUGAUAGUAAAAAACACAGUACCAGUAUUUGAUCCAGCCUCAUCUCAGCUGUGUUAUACCUGGACAUUUUAGAUGUUUAUCAAAGGUCUUUUAUGGGGAAGAAAGUAAAUGUGUAAAACAAUAGACGUGUGACGUUUAUGAGUAAUACUGGCUCUGAACAAACUUUUGAAAACUUAGUUGACAGUGUUUUGAGUCAACUGAAAAAAAGCAUGACUUUUGGAAUCUCUGAAUGCCUUGGUUCUCAGUAUUAUCACUCUAUUGAAUUUUUUUCUUAUUAAAGUAUGUAGUUUUUAAGACUCUUUUCCUGACAGUAUUAUGUAAUUUUUUAGCGUGGGUAGAUGGGAGUGUCGCUUGUAUGUGACCAUACAGCUGACAUGUAUUUUUUGUCUAUUCUUUAUUAUCUUAGUAGUUUCAUGCUAUGUAUGUACCAUAACCAACCUAUUGCCUAUGAGAAACAUGUAAGAUAAUGUAUUUACAGCCAUUGUUACAAGUUUAUAAUGUAUUUUUCUAUCUUGUUUUAUAUGUAUGUUAUAUAACAUUCAAAAGAAUUUUUUUCUUGAUUGAGAAAAGGAUACAAAAUGCAAAAUCCACAAUUUUGAUAACUGAAAAUUGCCAAUUGUUUUGCAGUACUUUAUUAUAUUGGGUGUCUUGUCUUUCUUGAGCUUUUAGUUAGCUGAUGAAUGAAUACAUUAGACACUUCUGGGUUUUAGUUGGGAUUUUACAUAGCUUGCAUUUUAAUUCUUUGGUUCUUUGCUGUUUCUAUUAACCCAUAGCAUUAUUUUAAUAAAUGUUAUAAUACCAACCUACUAACUCUGGACUGUGUCUGUUUAUUAACCUUUACGUGUUUAAUGAAAAUAAACAGAGAUAAAUAAAGUCUUGAGUUCCUGGACUAACACUGAAGAAGGUGACCACAUAUAACAUAGUGUGACUUGUUUUCUAUGUUGUUUGUCAGCUGACAGUUGUGCACUGCUAAAAUGGCUUUGGGUACUCUGGCCUUUCGCCUUGGAUAGUAGGUGCUAGUGGAGAUGGGACAAAACAGCAUCUGUUUGAGUCACUCUCCUAGUCAGGCCAUUGGCCUUUCAACAUCUGCGUUACUAAUUCCACACUUUAUUUUUUCUGCUCCAGAAUAAUCCCUCUUUACUCACAGCAUAAAGAGUCAAGAGAUUUACUGCAAUAUACCCUGAGAAACCAGUUUGAUUCGCUGUUGAACCGUUUAUCUUAAUUUGUAACAACAGGUUAUUUUUGGCCACACAUAGUUAUGAGUCAAUUGAUAUUUUCCCUGUGUUGUUUGACCAGCAGCUCCUAUUAGAGUUGAAUUAAGUCUGCUUCUCUACACUGUGCAGCCCAGUCCUAUCUCUACCCAUCUUUACCCGUCAGUGUAUGAGCUCUUCUUAGGAAGUUUGUCCCGUAUCCACCUUCAGAGCCGCCUAGGCAACUACACAAGAAGCAUGGCAGACAGGAACACUGUCAUUUGACGUGUGUGUGGUUAAUUUCUAGCAUCUAAGUAAGGCUAAUUUAAUAUAUCUAAGAUUCUUUGCUGUCCCGUGCUUCACUUGGCUGCACUCUGUAGAGGAAAUUCUUCUUUAGCACGUAAGUCCAUUGUUGUGUGAUAGAUUCAUAAUUACCUUGUCUGUGGAGGAAAAAACAAAAACCCUCUUAGAAUGAACUUUGCUUUUGUAAGUAAUGCUUUAUAUUUUUAAAUUGUGCUUCAGAAUCCUUAAAAUUAAGGCCUGAGUUAUAUCUUUGUGAAAGGAUACAGUUAUAUUAUUUUGUGCAUACAUGACACUCAGAGUAGUGAGACUAGUUUAAUUAUCUUUGAUCAUUUUUAGUCCUGUACACAUGAAGUAAUUUGAUAAGAGGGAGAAGAUCACAUAGUAUCGUUGGGUAGACAAGUUCCCACUGCCAUAACAAGUAUGUUUAGUGCUCUAUGGGCAUUUUUAAGAUGCUGUCAUUCUGUUGCUGCACGAAAACUCCCAUGGUAAUUUGUCACAACUGUUGAUAAAAAACUGUAUAGUUCUAUAUAGUUUCAUAAUCUCUGAAUUCUGUGCAUGCAGUCUUGUCCCAUUUUCAGUGAGGGUACUUCCUAUUGAAAAUGUUCAAUGACAGUUUUACAUGGUGCAGAUAGCAUUACAAGCCAUAUAUUUAUAUAAGUGCAAUAAUAUUAGACAGCCAAAUUAUUGGGAUGGGAAAGUUCUAGUGUCAUUUUAUUAGUUGAUGCUAUUUGAUGAAAUGGUUAUGUGUUUUCCUUCAAAAGGCUGGGGUAAUAUUAAUGUACUCAAUAAAGCAUUUUUUUUCUUUAGGUAAGAUAUCUAGGGAAACAUGAAAAUUAAAUUCACAUCAUUGUAGUGCAGCAUCUUCAUGUAUGUAUGAGGGAGUUGUUGAAAUGGCCCUGUCUAUUUAAAAAAAGUUUGUGUGCACAUGAGAGGUAUUUGGUUAAAGUUUUCUACUUCAUUGAUGGGUAAAAGCAUAUGGUGUGUGUGUGCAUGUUUGUGUGCUCCCACAAGCACCCGCAUGCAACAAAAACAAAUGACAAUUAUAAGUAAAAUUGCUGGUUGUGAUUGAACUUCCUAACCGAGAACAUUUCACCAAUGAAAUGUUUUGUGACAGGUGUGUGUGUGUGUGUGUGUGUGUGUGUGUGUGUGUGUGUGUGUUGGGGGUAUUGUGUGCUUGUGUCACUGGAAUGGGAUACCUGGCUAUUUCUUGAUGACAGUUGUUACAGUGGUCUUAGCUUGUGAUUUUUCAUGGUAGAAUGAAACAUGCUGCCAAAUUAUCCAUUAAGCAAAACUUACUCUCUGAAAACUUCUUGGUCUCUGACACUUUUAAAGUAUAUAGGAUGCUGUACUUAAUUGUCACAAAUCAUCUAAUCCCUUUAAAGUGGGACUAAUAGCUUAACCAAUUAAUAGACAUACCAUUUUAGAAAUAUACAUGUUACUUGUAAUAUCUGGUUUCUUCUAUAUAAAGUUACCUAAAUUGAAUUGUCUUUAUUUUAAAGAGACUUGAUAAAAGUAUGUAUAGCUGGUGCUCAAUGCUGAAUCAAACUGGUUACACUGAAGCACAAUACACUCCUUUCUUUGUUUCUGCUGCACUAAUUGCCAGGGAUUGGGAGAGGAGGAGCAGCAACUAAUCAUGGUAGGUAGAUGUGGGUGGUGGUUGCUGUGAAUUUUGACUGGAGAAAUUGAAGUUCACAUUACUUGAAGUUCGUUGUCCCCUGAAGAGAUACCAGCCAGCAUUGGGACAGUCUCAGCACCAGGGUAAAAGUUCAUUUACAUCUCUUUAAAGGUUGUAUUAUUAACAAAAUUUUGAGCCACAUAUAUUUCUUGUGGGUUAUAUUAUAUUCGUAUGUAUAAGAAUCUUGAACUUGUAGAAAUUGUAUAUAUAUGAAUAGAUAUACAUGUUUGUAUAUAUGCAUGUUUAUGCAUAUACAUUUAUGUGUAUAUUAAUAGAUGUUCCCAAAUCACACAUGAAUGGGAAACUGCAAACAACUGUAUACAAGGUACAAUAAAAGACUGGACACCAUGCAUGGCAAUCUUUACAAGCUAAAAGUGUAGCUGACCCCUGGCACAGAGAAACAGCAAAAUAAAGAGAACAUUUUAUUGAUCCUUUAAACACUACAUAGAAACUUAAAGAAUCUCACAUUAUAUGAGUUUUAGUAUUUUUACAGAUCACUGUUUAAAAGAAGGAAGGAAAUUGGUACACUUCUGUGUUGGUGCUCCUCAGGUGGUCUGUGCAUCCAAAACAUCAUGUUAAUCUUUAAGAAGCAUCGGUACAGUUUUUAGGUAGUUUUCUAAAUGUCAGACUUCUUAAAAGAAGGCUGAUAAUAUAGCUCAGUUGGUGGAGCUGCUAGCUUAGCAUGCAUUCCUAGCACAAACAAAAAACAUUGCUUGGUCUCAUCUAUUUUGUCCAAAAGACUAAGGUCCAUAGGUGGCUUGUACAAAGUGAAAAAAUUGCUAAGAUUUCUAAAUGCCAGUAGCUUGACACUAUUAAAGUUUCCUUUUUACAUCUAAAUUUCACAACUUUGUACUUUAAGCAACUUUGGUUGUUACACUUGCAAGUUCCUUUGUCUUGAGGAUAAUUCUUUUCAUUCACAUCCAAAGGCAGACUGACAACUUUGCUUUUUUUUUUUUUUUAUUUUUUUUUACAACUUUGCUUUUUUGAUAGGCAUUAAAAGUCUAAUUAGUUUUUUCACCAAAUCUUCUCUUCAAAGAUCACAUUCCUCCAGUAGUUGUAAGCUGAAAAUACAUUCUUUGUUUUCCUUGACCCUCUUCCCCCCAAAAAAAAUCUAUUGUCCCCACUCCUACUCCUUAGGGCACCUAGAGUCACAUGUGGGCUGUUGCAUGGUUUAUCCAGGUACAGGAAUAGGAUUUGUAUCUUCAGAUACUACCCUACCUUCUCAAAAAAAGGGGGUCAUACUGUACGGAUGUUAAUGUCUUCCUCUUGAAAUAAAAAUAAGGUGAAUGUC
Molecule: messenger RNA, 7801 nt
Organism: Meriones unguiculatus (Mongolian gerbil)
Lineage: Eukaryota; Metazoa; Chordata; Mammalia; Rodentia; Muridae
Gene: Qki
Product: QKI, KH domain containing RNA binding
Exons: 8
Coding region: 137-1162 (341 amino acids)
Biological process (GO): regulation of mRNA splicing, via spliceosome
Cellular component (GO): nucleus
Molecular function (GO): mRNA binding
Source: RefSeq, a predicted model, not a curated record